CCAGCUUCUUGCCCAUGCAGUCGUCCCACCAGAAUUGUUGAAUGCCGCGGCUCAAUGGAACGCCAGCCGGUGACUCGGCGGCAUGUUGACAAGGAAUAAAGUGCGUAACCAAUUCACAAAACCGCCAAAAUGAAGCUGUCACUCCUCGCCAUGGCCACCGCCGCCUCCGCCGCCGCAGUUACCAAGCGCGACGUCGUCUUCGAAGCCCGCAACUUCACCGCCAGCUGCGUCCCCCACAGCGCCAUGUGCCACUACUCCCUCAACGCAUUCAUGCCCGGCACCAUGGACACGCAGGGCUACGACUGCAGCGCGUCGGCCCCCGGCGCGGGCGUGGCCAUCCUGCCCGAGAUCCAGGGCGGCACCUGCCCGCCCUCGUCGCGCACCUUCGACGUCGUCCGCAGCGAGGAGGGCCUGACCGUCAUCGUCAGCGUGCAGGUCUCGCGCCUGAGCUACACCCGGGGGUCGCACUUCAUCCCCAACGACCAGAUCAAGAUGAUCGAGGGCGUUACGCCGACGGGCGGCUACCAGGCUUAUGUUGGGCCGAAGGACUUUCCUCUGGAGCGGAUUGUGUAGUUGGUGGUGGGAGAGGAGUGUCGGAGAUGGGAUAUUCUUGGAUCAAGAAGCUGGAAUAGACGAUAGGUGUAUGAUGAACUGGUAGUGUGCUAAAAUCAAGGUAAUUGCCACAUUUGAGUUCAUAAGAAGAGAAUCUAAGAAUGGGCAAAUGGAGCUCCUUGGGUGCAGCACUGCUUGAACCUGAACGAGGCUGUCGAGUGGCACCACCAGUUGCGUCACAGGUGG
Molecule: messenger RNA, 798 nt
Organism: Chaetomium fimeti
Lineage: Eukaryota; Fungi; Ascomycota; Sordariomycetes; Sordariales; Chaetomiaceae
Exons: 3
Coding region: 130-573 (147 amino acids)
Source: RefSeq, a predicted model, not a curated record